Molecule: messenger RNA, 1221 nt
Organism: Scedosporium apiospermum
Lineage: Eukaryota; Fungi; Ascomycota; Sordariomycetes; Microascales; Microascaceae
Exons: 3
Coding region: 1-1221 (406 amino acids)
Molecular function (GO): FAD binding
Source: RefSeq, a predicted model, not a curated record
AUGGCACCGGAAAAGUUCAAGGCAAUCAUUAUCGGAGGCGGGCCCGCAGGGCUAACUGCCGCCCACAUCCUCUACAAGGCAGGAAUCGACUUUGUGGUCCUCGAAGCGAGAGACAAAGUGGUCGUCGACCACGGCGCGGCUAUGGUCCUUGGCCCGCAGAAUCUCAGAGUCAUACGUCAGCUAGGGCUUUAUGAUAAGCUGCUCGAAAUUGGUGCCGAGUUGCUCUCCGUCAAGGGGUUCCUCCAAGACGGGCGUGUGUUCAAGGAUGUGCCGGAAUUGGAAACUUUCAAAGAAAACCAUGGCAUUGGUUUGGUCGCAUUCCAUCGUGCACAGCUUGUUCAAUUUUUCUACGACAAUUUCCCCGACGAGACCAAGGCACGCUACCUGACAAAUAAGAGAGUCACCAGCAUCGAAUCCGGCGAGGAAGGAGUCAAGGUAACUGCAGCCGACGGAUCUGUCUUCGAGGGCUCCAUCGUCAUCGGAGCGGACGGCGUGCACAGCGUGGCCCGCAAGAUCGUGAGGGAACUGGCUCUCGCAGAAGACCCCAAGAGGGACUGGGACCCGGAGAACCCGUUCCCCGCCGAGUACAGGUGCCUUUGGUUCAGCUUUCCGCCCCCGACCGAACCGGACACCGUCUACGACGACAAGGACGUGGAGGAUUUCGUGGCGAAAGUGGCCGAGUAUCCUGUCACGGAAACCCUCAAGGUCAAGGAUCUAUUCGAGAAGCGGCAGACAGCUGGUUUGUCUGAUCUGGGAGAAGGCAUCGCGAUGCAUUGGAGUUGGGGCCGCAUUGUCCUCGUCGGUGAUGCCAUCCACAAGUUUACGCCGAAUGCGGGUCUAGGGCUGAAUAACGCCAUACAGGACAUCGUUGCACUCACUAACGGCCUGCAUACCGCGAUAAAAGCAGCGCCUGGCGGACAAGCCGAUAAUCAGACUCUCUCGGGGGUCUUUAGGACGUACCGAGAGCAAAGGGUGGAGGGAUUACAGCAAGACUACGACCGAUCGGCGCUCGUUACGAGACUCCAGGCUUGGAGGAGUCGUCUACAUUUCUUCCUUUCCCGUUUCGUUUUCUCAUGGCCUUUUAUUUCUAGAUUUGUUGUCAAUCGUGUUGUAUCGCCUGUUGUCAGGAGGGGUCUCGUGCUUUCUUAUGUUCCUAGUACGGACUUGCCAAAGGGCAGGAUAAGUUGGGAGCACCAGAUUCCGGCUGCCAAGGUUGUGUAA